Messenger RNA from Fonsecaea multimorphosa CBS 102226, 3588 nucleotides. RefSeq lists its product as uncharacterized. Gene Ontology annotation, molecular function: GTPase activator activity; beta-tubulin binding. NCBI's taxonomy places the organism in Eukaryota, Fungi, Ascomycota, Eurotiomycetes, Chaetothyriales, Herpotrichiellaceae. Gene Ontology annotation, biological process: post-chaperonin tubulin folding pathway; microtubule cytoskeleton organization; tubulin complex assembly. The coding region runs from base 1 to 3588 and encodes 1195 amino acids. The record is from RefSeq and is a predicted model, not a curated record. The transcript has 3 exons.
AUGGACGCAGCUGAGCAUGAUCUUGAUGCAAAGCUCUACAAGGCUUCAGGCACCCUCCUUACCGAAUUCCAACAGAACCUCCCUCUGCUGUUAAAACACAGCGGGACAAAUCCCCCAAGACGCCGUCUUCGAGUCCUCGACUCGAAAUGCGAGAAGCUAUGUCGACUGCUUGACCGUUUUCAGGAAUGGCCUCAAUUGCUUGACCCAUAUCUUUCCACACUGAUCCAGCUUCUGACCAAUGCCUUUAUUGGCUACCUCGCAGAGUCCAGUGAUCAGUAUGGCCCAACGCAACGGCGCGGUGCAGCUGGCGUCUCUCCUCUGCCCCGAGCGAUAUGCAAGAUCCUGUACUCUUUCUGCAAGGUCAGGGGCUACAAAGUCAUUGUUCGCUUGCUCAAUAAUGAGCCUAGAUACUUGGCUCCCAUGCUGUCUGCUUUCACAGCUUGGAAUACACCCUCCAAGGGCAUGACCUGGGAAGAGCGAUACAUCAUGCUUCUAUGGCUUUCUCAUCUGAUGCUUGCGCCCUUCGAGCUGGCCACUAUGUCUGUCAGCAACACGGUCACCGCCCUUCCUGGUGACCUUGGUAACCUUCCUGGCAUCGCCGGCGAUGUCAUUUCAAUUGCCUUCGAACAAUUGGAAAGCUCGGGCAAGGAGCGCGAGGCUGCACGUGUGCUGCUGGUGCGAUUGAGCUUACGGAGAGACAUGCAAGCCCAUAAUCUGCCCGAGAAGCUUGUGCACUAUGCCUCCCAAAAGCUACUUCAUGAUCCUGAUAUUGCCAGCUUGAGUCCCUACAAAGCUUUGGGCCUGUUGUCGCUUCUUUACGGCAUCACAAACUCAGGCUCGGAUAGUGAAGUUUCUUCUUAUCUUGAGAACGUCUUCACUUCUAUAUUGCAGAUUGCCACGGCUGAAAGCAGCCACUUUGCAGCCAUCAGAGAUUCCGCCCCUGCGCGGAAAUGGAUUUUGAAAAUUUUGCGGGCCGUUUUGCUGCAUGCGAUCUCCUUGGCUUCGAAGCAUCCUUCUCUGCAACGAAAGAGCCUGAACACCGUGCUUGAGGAGAGUAUACAAUAUUUCCUCGAUGCCCUCAGCGACAAAGAUACGCCAGUCCGAAUGGCUGCGGCCAAGGCGUUGAGUGUCGUGACCCUAAGGCUAGAUUCUGACAUGUCGUCACAAGUCGUGGAAGCCGUCUUGGGGUGUCUCGAAGAAAACGUGCUGUUGGAAGAUCCUCACAGUCAUAAGCUCAUGGCGAUAACCGACAGAACUAUCGCUGACCCCGAAAGGAUGAAGAGAGUCAUAACUGCAGUCGACCCAUUGAGAUGGCAUGGUCUGAUGCUAACCCUCUCGCACUUACUGUUCCGCCGGUCUCCUCCGCCUCAAAUGCUCUCAGAGAUCAUCCGGGCCUUGCUCCUGGGAUUGGACUUUGAACAGAGGUCCAACGUUGGGACUUCAAUUGGGGUCAGCGUGCGGGAUGCCGCAUGCUUUGGUCUCUGGGGUCUGGCCCGAAAAUACAGCACUUCAGAUUUGGACCCCGUUCCAUUCUUGGACUAUGUUGAACCAAGCGAGACAGAGUGCCAGAGUGUCCUACAGUUGAUAGCCGUCAGACUGACCCUCUCGGCCUGCCUCGAUCCUUCAGGUAACAUUCGCCGAGGGUCAUCAGCGGCACUACAAGAGCUAAUCGGUCGGCAUCCCGAUACAAUCACCAAUGGUAUUUCGGUGGUCCAAGUUGUUGACUACCAUGCUGUUGCACGGCUCUCCCGAGCUAUGAUUGAGGUCGCCUCAGAGGCCGCUGCUCUUGGUGGUGUCUAUCACAGAGCCCUACUGGAGGCUCUGAGAGAAUGGCGAGGUGUACGUGCUGCCGAUGUCAAUCAGCGUCGCUGGGCUGCUUCGACCAUUCAAUUUCUCACAGAAUCUCUUCCCGCGUCGGAAAUCUCUUCCUUCGCGGAAGGCAUCAUUCGUCAACUUCUCAAUUUAAAGCCAGUCAACAUGGGCAGUACUGCAGCAGCCAGGCACGGACUGCUCCUCGGGUUCGCCUCUGCAGUUGGCUCUCUUACAAAGCUUGAGCCUGAGACAGCAUUGCGUUGGCUUGAGAGGGACGGGAAUAAGGCCCUUGAGUUGAAGAUGUUAACCGGGAAGAUUGAGGGCCGCAUAACAUCGGAUAUCGAACUUGUGAUGGAAGGAAUCGCUACGCUCAUUUCUGAAAUCAGCAAAUGCUGCGCAAUGACAAAACCAACCCCAGCGCCUGUGCUGCAAUCAUGGAUUUCCGCAGCUGCUGGAGUUCUCGAUCAUUGCACAACAGCAGCGACGAGGGAAAUUGCUGUCCAAACGAGUGCUGAAGCAUUCGUGGAGCUGUUCAAGGUCCUCCCACUCUCCGCGGAUGGCACAAUGAUUGAAGGGUGGCUCGAAGGUAAACGACAAACAUCUGCAGCUUCUACAAGCAAAGGGCGCCUCAAGACGCUCAGUUUGAUCUACGGAUAUUUGGCUCAGAUAGGGUUUGAUCAAGGAACUCGUCAAAAAAUCAUGUCGUACACGAUGGAUAUCGUCCAGGGACCAUACAAAAUCGAGACAAGAGUUGAUGCCAUGGAGGCUCUGGGCGUCAUACUGGCCAGCGAAAUCCCGAAGAUCAACACAGAGAUGACAAGCCGACUAUACACAGUUUUCCAAUGUGGUUUGACGGACUACACCAAUGACCAGCGAGGGGAUAUCGGUUCAACUCUUCGACUGCAGACACUCGAGACUGUCGACAUCUAUCGGACCCAACUUGGCUCUCGCGAAGAAGCUAGCACGAUCUCCAAAGACGUGUUGCCACUUGUUGUGAAGUUGGCAGCAGAGAAGCUAGCCAAUGUCCGGUUCCGCGCGUGGAAAUGCCUGGAAAGCCGUUGGAGAACGGAUAGGUCCUUUCCACCCCUUCAGAAUACUUUCCACUAUUCCACCGACGUCUCAUCCGUCACAUACUUCCAGCAACUGAUGGAACUAAUAUGCAUAUCCUGGGCGCAAAGAGCUCUCAUCCUUGGACUUGUUUCAUCGGCAACGGCCGGCGCAGAAGACCUUUGUCGUGCUGCCAGUAAUGCGUUUGCCCUGCACGUGCAGUCUGUCGACGCGAAGACAAAGGCAACGCUUGUUGAGACAGUUUCGAUCGUCGUUGUUGAAGAGCUUGCGCUAAAGGCUCAAGAAGAUGACCGCCAGGUUCUCCCCUUGCUUGACUUUCUCUGUUUCAUCAUCGAUCAGAAUCUAUACGCUCUCGACUCGAGCAACCGUUCCGAUAACACUAAUUUGGAUUUGUGGACUGUGAUGCAAAAAGUCCACGGCCCUGGGUCAAGCCUCCAGAGGAUUGAAGCUUCUCUGAAUGUCUACUCGAGGAUGUUGGGUAUCGAUGCUUAUCGUGCCAGGGCGCUGGAUAAAUUGACCCGACAGCUGCUCCAUCGCUGGCCAAAGAUUCGCAAUAUUGCGGCCGACUUUCUGUACGUUGACUACCCCAGCCAGAAACUGGCCUUUUGCGAUUGGAACGAUCCGGUGAGCAAAAUAAAGCCCAUCGUCCUCGAAAUCCGAAAACAGGUUGGUGCAGCCGGAGUGGGCGCCACCAGGUCAGAAGCCUGA